AUGAACGAGCAGUACACCGCUCUGGAUGAGCUCGUGAACACGUUCCAGUUGAAGUACGAGAGCAACACCGAAGACGGCUCAGUGAAUGGGGACAAGACCAAAGUGGCCAACCACCUCAAGUGGUGCUCGUACAAUUCGUUGGCGCUAUUUAACAGCAUGGACGUCGGAGUGCAGAGAGACGAGAGUGCCAUAGAAGACCAGACCCACACUGCGACGGAUGGUACCGAACUGGACGACGCAUCCCCCGACGAGCAACCUGAUCAAAACGACGUCGACUAUGAGAUCGAUCCCGCCCCACCCCAAGACCCUAUGACUCAGACUGAACUUGUUGGAGCGGUAGCUGAGGCCAUCACCGUUUUCAUCGAACCCGUGUCAUGUAUCAAGCUCGACAUCAACAGCGAUUGCCGCGACCCCAAAUUGAAGACUCGAUUCGGUGCUACGGCAACAACCGAUAUCUUGAACCAAAGGAAACAACUGGCGCACUGCUUUAACAAGAAGUCUGAAUGUCGCCGCCGGCUUGAAAGCCCACGAAACUCGUCGCGUGAAGUGACACUCGAGGUUGUCUGGGAGAAGGCGGUCUCGUUCGGCAACUUUGAACUGCUGGCCGAGUUUGCUGUUGGACUCGCUAGCAUUGCGCCAGGUACCCACACAGUGGAGGGGGACUUCAGCACGCUGAAGCGUACGAUGAGUCCGCAUCGCGGCCGACUCAGCAACUACGCGAUGGAAGGUGAGUUGCAAUGUCGACAAUACUUUGAGCUCAUGAGUUUGGCGGACAAGAUGUCCAGGUACCAAGCAGCUGCCUAG
This is a messenger RNA of Phytophthora sojae, 804 nucleotides long. RefSeq lists its product as hypothetical. Lineage: Eukaryota; Oomycota; Peronosporomycetes; Peronosporales; Peronosporaceae. Bases 1 to 804 code for a protein of 267 amino acids. The record is from RefSeq and is a predicted model, not a curated record. The transcript is spliced from 2 exons.